Ornithorhynchus anatinus (platypus) is the source of this 1194-nucleotide messenger RNA. It is a transcript of the gene LMX1A, whose product is annotated as LIM homeobox transcription factor 1 alpha. The record is from RefSeq and is a predicted model, not a curated record. Gene Ontology annotation, biological process: regulation of transcription by RNA polymerase II; neuron differentiation. NCBI's taxonomy places the organism in Eukaryota, Metazoa, Chordata, Mammalia, Monotremata, Ornithorhynchidae. Gene Ontology annotation, molecular function: DNA-binding transcription factor activity, RNA polymerase II-specific; RNA polymerase II transcription regulatory region sequence-specific DNA binding. The coding region runs from base 1 to 1155 and encodes 384 amino acids. The transcript has 8 exons. Gene Ontology annotation, cellular component: nucleus.
AUGCUGGACGCGCUGAAGAUGGAAGAGAAUUUGCAGAGCGUCAUCGACUCCUCGGCCUCUUUCUCCUCGCUGCUGGGGCGAGGGGUGAACCCCAGAUCUGUGUGCGAAGGCUGUCAGAGGGCCAUUUCCGACCGCUUCCUACUGCGCCUCAACGACGCCUUCUGGCACGAGAGAUGCGUCCACUGCGCGGCCUGCAAAGAGCCCCUGGAGGCCACCUGCUUCUGUCGCGACAAGAAACUCUACUGCAAAUACGACUACGAGAAGCUGUUCGCGGUGAAAUGCGCGGGCUGCUUCGAGGCCAUCGCGCCCAGCGAGUUCGUGAUGCGGGCUCAGAAGAGCGUCUACCACUUGAGCUGCUUCUGUUGUUGCGUGUGCGAGCGGCAGCUGCAGAAGGGCGACGAGUUCGUCCUGAAGGAGGGCCAGCUGCUGUGCAAAGGAGACUACGAGAAGGAGAGGGAGUUGCUCAGCUUGGUCAGCCCCGUGGCCUCCGACUCAGGCAAGAGCGACGAUGAAGAGGCCCGGAGCAAGCCGGGCCCCGGGGCGGGGAAAGGGUCCGGAGAGGAGGGCAAGGAUCACAAGCGGCCCAAGAGGCCACGGACCAUCCUGACCACGCAACAACGGAGGGCCUUCAAAGCCUCCUUCGAGGUCUCCUCCAAGCCCUGCCGGAAGGUGAGAGAGACCCUGGCGGCGGAGACCGGUUUAAGUGUUCGUGUCGUCCAAGUUUGGUUCCAGAACCAGAGAGCCAAGAUGAAGAAGCUGGCACGGCGGCAGCAGCAGCAGCAGCAACAGGAACAGAGAAGCUCCCAGGGCCUCAGCUCGGGCCAGACCAACAGCGGUGGAAGCGCGGGGAUGGUGGACGGGCUAUUGAGCCCGUACUCGGCCCUGCCCACGCCCCAGCAGCUCCUGGCCCUGGAGCAGAGCGUGUACGGCUCGGAUUCCUUCCGGCAGGGGCUCACCCCACCCCAGAUGCCCGGAGACCACAUGCACCCCUACGGUUCCGAGCCCCUUUUCCACGACCUGGAUAGCGACGACACCUCUCUCAGUAACCUGGGCGACUGUUUCCUAGCGACCUCGGAAGCCGGUCCCCUGCAGUCCAGGAUGGGGAACCCCAUCGACCAUCUGUACUCCAUGCAGAAUUCCUACUUCACCUCCUGAGCUCCCCCGGGGAGCUGAGCUGGGGGCGGGCUCUCGACC